AUGUCCUUACAAAGAGGUUUUACUGUGAAAUAUUUAUCAGAUUUUGAUAAAUCUGUGAUCGUGAAUAAUUUUGAGAAACGUGGCUGGAUAUCAAGUGACCCUGACGAUGACUGGAACUUUUACUGGGCUAGCGUUCAUACUGUUCGCAGCAUUUUCAAUGUAGAGACUGGAUUUCGACUAAAUGAUGAUCAAAUUCUAAAUCAUUUUCCAAAUCAUUAUGAACUAACACGUAAAGAUCUUAUGGUGAAGAACAUCAAGCGAUAUCGUAAGUCACUUGAGAAGGAAGGAAAUUUAAUAGAUAUAAUUACAGCUGAAAAAGACGAAUGUGGUCGCUAUAUAUACCUGGACUUCAUCCCAGUUACUUUCCUACUUCCUGCUGACUACAAUCUUUUUGUUGAGGAAUUCCGCAAAAAUCCAUCAAGUACAUGGAUUAUGAAGCCUGCAGCGAGGUCACAAGGCUCCGGUAUCUUUCUAAUUAACCGUCUUUCGCAGAUUAAACGAUGGUCACGAGACGGGCGUUCAGGUGUUCCGUCUUAUACCAUCUCCAAGGACACUUACGUCAUUUCCAGAUAUAUUGAUAAUCCUCUUCUGAUUGGUGGAAAAAAUUUGAUCUUCGAAUUUAUGUUCUUGUGA
Molecule: messenger RNA, 633 nt
Organism: Xenia sp. Carnegie-2017
Lineage: Eukaryota; Metazoa; Cnidaria; Anthozoa; Malacalcyonacea; Xeniidae
Product: polyglutamylase complex subunit TTLL1-like
Exons: 2
Coding region: 1-633 (210 amino acids)
Biological process (GO): protein polyglutamylation; microtubule cytoskeleton organization
Cellular component (GO): cilium
Molecular function (GO): ATP binding; tubulin binding; tubulin-glutamic acid ligase activity
Source: RefSeq, a predicted model, not a curated record